AUGCCUGAUCCUUCUCAGCUUCCUCCAGCACUCCGUAAUUUCAUUCUCACAAUUAGUUCCUACUUGAAUGAAACUUUAUAUCCUCAAAAUUCAACGCUUGCUAUUAGUGAUCCUGAAUUGUUUGCAGCCCUAACCAAUCUACAUCAAGCUUCAUUGCCUGUACUUAAAAUUAUUUCAAAUGUAACUAUUCCAAACAAUACUUGGGUCAUCUAUGAUGAAGUUAAAGAAUUCAAUCAGAUUGGCAUACAAGCAAUGGAUCUCUUGUCUGCACGUAUACUGACACCAACAAAAAUUCCUUUAGAAAUGGAGUUGGCCGCUAUGGCAGAUAUAAUCCAGUUUAUCGAGCUACCCGAUAAAUCAGUGGACGAACAACUUAGCAAAGAGGUUCAAAUAAUCGUUGAUGGUAUUUUGAAAAAGGUAAGUCAACAUUGGACAUUGCUAUAG
Rotaria sp. Silwood2 is the source of this 444-nucleotide messenger RNA. NCBI's taxonomy places the organism in Eukaryota, Metazoa, Rotifera, Eurotatoria, Philodinida, Philodinidae. The record is from the annotation of a GenBank genome assembly.